Molecule: messenger RNA, 3531 nt
Organism: Lichtheimia ornata
Lineage: Eukaryota; Fungi; Mucoromycota; Mucoromycetes; Mucorales; Lichtheimiaceae
Exons: 15
Coding region: 1-3531 (1176 amino acids)
Molecular function (GO): metal ion binding
Source: RefSeq, a predicted model, not a curated record
AUGUGCGAUCCAUCAUCAUCACCACCUAUACUCAAAUGCUCUCCUUUGGGCAUCUAUGCACCCAACCCAUCUUUCAACACACUUGCCAAACGUCUCUAUCAGCUCAUGGUCACCGUUAUUCGUUCCAAGCGUGUCAUCCAGCGAUCCACUCGACUCAAUGAUACCGCCAACCACUUUGCAUUUAUGAGCGAUGAAUCACUUCCAGUAGCACCUGUUUUUCGCAACGUGGAUCUUCCAAACGACACCAUUGAGGAUAUGGAGCAGGCGCAGCAUGACGCCCUUGUCACCUACUUUGGGCUUUGUCUCUUUGCAGGAAGUUACGAGACUUCAGCGAUCCAUGAGGAUAUUCUACCAACAGCACUUAAGCGAAGCAGCAUGAACAACAAUAAUCCAAUCAACGACGAUGAUGUGAUGCAAAGUUGGGCUGAUAAAGUACAAUGUGUCAAAGAAGCCCUUGAGGGUCGCCAAGUCAUGAUCAAUGGUCAAGAUCCAUCCACUUGGGUGCCCAAAGUCGUGUACACAGCUCAAGGCGAGAUCCUUACUCAGUAUUACAGCUUUGCAUUGGUCAAGGGACCUCUCUCAAAUGAACGGAUCGAUGAUGCUAAGAAGCAAGCGUUAUGCACACUCAUUGAAUUGAAUCGCGUUGUUGUACAUGAUUCGAACCCCUAUGCAAUAUUGAUGGAUCAUGACGACGAUGAACAACUCUCAACGGAUUUUCCAAACUCGGAUUCUUGCGAUGAUGCCUUGUCCGAUGAUGUGAUGCAAAAGGAGGAUGAGGAUCAAGAAUCACCCAAAGACGAAGGCAGCCCUGUAUUCUCAACCGCCACUGCUGCCACUGAGGAAACGACACCAGCCAUGGAUGAUAAGCAAUCGUUGCCCGAUACAACACCACCUUCAUCGCCUAAAAGUACAACGAGCACUUUGCCCCUUCCUCCACAGCAGCAGUCAUCAGCUCCAACAAAGAAUGCAACAAGUAGCUGGGCCAAUGUUGCCGGUCUACAACGUGAUAAACCUGUCAAGCCAAUCAAAAAGCGUGAGCCGCCACCUCAACCCUCAUCCACCAAGGCAGCAGAAGUUACACCAACACCACUACCACCAGCAACAGGGGCAAAGGGAAAGCUUAAAUCUGCCAAAUGCAUCUAUUAUCACUUUCAUAAUGGGAAAUGCCGCUUCAACGAGACCCAAUGUCAUUAUGCGCAUGAAGAUCUAAGCAAGCUUGAUACAUGUGAAGUUUGGCGACGCUCCCCCGAUGCAUGUGAAAAGGGCGAUAAAUGUGUUUAUCUUCAUAAGCACCAACCACAGCAGAAAACGCCCAAGAAUGACUUGACAAAGACACGCCUAUGCUACGAUUACAUGAACAGCAAAUGUGCAUUCACUGAAGCAAAAUGCAAGUACGCUCAUGAAGACACAUCAAGAGUGCCUGUAUGCCCUGAUUGGAAUGGUAUUGCAGGAUCAUGCAAAAAGUACGAUGGAUGGUGCAAUUUACUGCAUCCUGCUCCUACCAAAAAGGCUACCAACAAAGAAGUACCAGGUGAUGGAGAAGACUUGUUUCCCGCUCUGUCAUCUGAAGUCACCGAAGCGGCCGAAAAUGGUCCACCAGGCACACCCAAACCUUCUGCUGCUGCAACGACAUCGUAUGCUGAUACCGUCAAGCGUGAAGCACCACCACAACCACCCAAUUCACCACCCAUGCGAGCAGCACCACCAUCACCUGCCUCAUCCCAUGCAACCCAAGUAUCAAUGACAAUCUAUGAUGAGACCAAACGCAAAACCCAGCUAUGCAAAUAUUACAAAAAAGGCACAUGCAAGUUUUCUACCGAAGAACAAUGCCAUUUUGCUCAUGAGGAUACGGGUUUCGUGGGUGUAUGUCCUCUUUAUAAGGAAGGCAAAUGCAAAAAGGAAGAUGAAUGCACGUUUCUACAUGGAUUACCAAAGGACGAUUGCAGAAGAAAAACCAAGUUGUGUGAGGCCUACUUGAACAACGAAUGUCCCUUUGAUGAAGAUCGUUGCGAUUACGCCCAUGAGGAUGCUUCCAAGGUUCCAUUAUGCCAUUAUGCCCUGUCAGGCUUGUGUAUUUCAGAUCCUUGCUGUUUCCGACAUAUUGACCCAAAUGACAACGACAUCACCACCAAUGACAUGAUUCAAUUUCAGCUGGAUCCGGUUGCAUUACAUGAUCAAUCCAUCUUCCCUUGCCUUCCUGGUGGGAAUCAAUCCAUGGUGGAGAGCUUGUCGAUCCCUUCGUUUGUGGAUGAAGCGCUCUAUUCGGAUGCUGCCAAGAAACCUCCCAAGAUCCCUGAACGAGGAAACGAGAUCCAAAAAAGGGACCCAGUGGAUGAAGAAGCGAUACGUCAAGAAUCUUUACGCUAUACCAAGAUGUGCAAGCGUUACUGGGGUGGAGACGCUGAGUGCUUUUAUGGCGAGAAUUGUUGGUUUGCACACGAAGACACGUCCAAAGUGCGAACAUGUUACUUUUGGAUUCAAGGCCAUUGUAUCAGUGAGAAAGAAUGUCCUCUCAAACAUCCAGCGCGUGAGGAUGAUGGCUAUGUACCUCUUCACCAAAACACCAGCCGAAACAAUGGGGAUGACAUGGACAAAAAGACAAGAAAAUGCUGGUUCUUUUGGUAUUAUGAAGGCUGCAGAAAUGAUCCUUGCAAUUUCGCUCAUGAAGAUUUGACGGAUGUUGGUGUUUGUUACUAUUGGCAACAUAACAAAAAGUGCCCUUGGGAUCCUGCUUGUCCUUAUUUACACAGCGAUGAAAUCCUUGGCUUGCAAGCUGAUGAUGAUGAAGAAGAAGAAGAAUCACCACCGUCCACACCUGAACCCAGCAUGAAUGUGAAUGAGCAUGAUCCGAAAGACGUGUUUGCAAAGCUACCCUCUCGUUAUGACAUGUUGACCAAUACUGUAACGCUGCAGCGUCUACGUCUCGCCAACAAGUUCAGAAGCAAACCAUCCGAAGAUGUCGUACCACGUGUAUCCUCUGGCUUUGAGAAUAAUGAAGCGCGUUAUCGUGAGCAUCGACGAGAAGCAUUUGAGAAUGCCGAGAAAAUGAUACGAGCCACCCAAAACGCUCAGCAAGCACGCAAUUGCAAUGAGGUUACUGAAGCUGAGGAACAUGAAAGGGAUGCACGUUACUAUGCCAAACAAAUGAAGGCUGAGCAUGCCAAGGCUAGCCAAAAGAUAUUUGAAGAAUGCAACCGAGGCAACCCACGCAAAAAGUAUAUCGACUUGCAUGGCCAGCAUGUGGAUGAAGCGCUUCAAUACAUCCAACGAUGGUUUGCCGAAUUCCAAGAUCAACGGAAUAUCGUAUACAUCAUCACAGGCGCAGGUCGUCAUUCACGUGGGAUCAAAGGUGGGAAGUUGAGACCUGCUGUUGAAGAAUACCUCUCAAGUAGAUACAUGAUGCGUGAAUGCAGCGUCCAUGACGAUUGUACCAAUUCGGGUGGUAUCUAUGCCGUCUGGUAUUGCGUACACAAGUUUGUAUCCUCGCCCACUCGCACUUGUGUGUUUUGUUCUUUCAAGCAAGUCCAGUAG